Molecule: messenger RNA, 1226 nt
Organism: Drosophila busckii
Lineage: Eukaryota; Metazoa; Arthropoda; Insecta; Diptera; Drosophilidae
Exons: 2
Coding region: 115-1209 (364 amino acids)
Molecular function (GO): protein binding
Source: RefSeq, a predicted model, not a curated record
UAGCAAAUCCAAAUAAUGAUAGAAGUUAAUUAAAUAUUUUGCUAUUUGCCGCAAGCCACAGGGUGAUUCAUUUACGUUGUUAGCCAAUCAGCUGUUACAAAUUAGACAGCAAGCAUGUCAUUUGCCAUGGAGCUGCUCCAAGAUGAGCUGGAAUAUGUGCGCACCCAUUGUGAACAACAAUUUGAAGGCAGCAAGUUAGUGGCCUGCACUUCCAGUCUGGUGAGAGUGGAGCUACUCUCACACAGAACAAAUCGCACUAUGAUUGUUUGCCUGCACAUACCCAAGGACUAUCCGCAAAGCGCCAAUAUACUGGUAGAACUAAAAAGUCGUGUAUAUGCAGAAAAAUUAAUUAGUUUCCUCACCGAUAUGCUGGACAAGUGUGCAAAGCAGCAUUGUGGAGAGCCGCAGGUUAUGCAGUUGCUUAGAACUGCUAAUCAGUAUCUUGUAGACACUCCGCUCUGCGUCUGCCUGGACGAGAUCACACAGUUGCGGUCUAUGCUGGCUUACAACGAUGAGAAUAAACUAAAACUGCGCCAGAGCAAGUGCAGCGUGCAAUUACUAAUUCAUGGCGGAGAGUACUUCUAUCGCGUUACAGCCACCGUGCCAGACAAUUAUCCACAGCACUGUGUAGAACUACAUGACCAUGAGUCCAAUUUACCGAAUGUACUGGUACGAUUUCUUAACGGUCAGUCGAAAGAGCUGGCACGCCAGUGUGUGGAGGCGCCAUUGCGCUUCACCAGAGAUGAACAGGCCAAGUUUAGGCCAGUGCCAAGUCUGUACACUGCGCUUAAGUUUUGCAUAGCUGCCACACAGGACUUCCACAUGGAAUUGUGCCCGAUUUGUGAUCAGGCUGUGCUACCUACGAAUCCAGAAGAAAUUCUGGCAGAUGAGAAUGCGGAUGCGUUUGUGGAGCGCGUAUUUUGCGGCCAUCUGUUCCAUCAAGGCUGUCUCAAGAAAUAUCUAUCCGAACCGCCAUUCCCUAAAGGUGGCAAGCUCUGCCCAGCUAAAAGACGUCAUCCGCGCUCCGAUGCUGCAAAGCCAGUCGGUGCUAGCGGAAAAGACAAAGGACUGCAGGCUGAACUAGGUGUAUGUGGUAUUAAAUUGGCCCACGACCGUUGGGUGGUCAACAUCAAAACCGCAGAGACACGUUGGGCACAAAAACAAGCGCGUCAACGUGAACUGGAAGAGGUUGUCGAUUUUCUAAAGUAACAGUUAUAUUUUUGUAU